This is a messenger RNA of Xiphophorus couchianus (Monterrey platyfish), 4606 nucleotides long. It is a transcript of the gene tbc1d13, whose product is annotated as TBC1 domain family, member 13. The transcript has 12 exons. The record is from RefSeq and is a predicted model, not a curated record. Bases 140 to 1342 code for a protein of 400 amino acids. Gene Ontology annotation, biological process: intracellular protein transport; activation of GTPase activity. Gene Ontology annotation, molecular function: GTPase activator activity. NCBI's taxonomy places the organism in Eukaryota, Metazoa, Chordata, Actinopteri, Cyprinodontiformes, Poeciliidae.
UUUGUCCCUCGCCGUCCGCCGUAGCUCUGCCUGCUGGCUGAAAAGGCGGAAGUUCCAGCAGGCUAACUUCCCUGAGUCCAAUAAUUCAUUCCCGUUUCUGGGAGAAAGGCUGAAAGGGAAGCAGCGUCACCUGCCAGACAUGUCUACUGCCUACAAGAACAGGAUCCAAGAGUUCAAAUCGGCUUUGGGAGAGGAAAGCAUCAACCUGACGACGCUGAGGGAGCUGAGCUUCAGCGGAAUCCCUCAUGAGGAAGGACUGCGCUCGCUGUGCUGGAAGAUUCUGCUGAACUACCUGCCUCUGGACCAGACGUUAUGGGAUUCCUUCCUGAAGAAGCAGAGAGAGGUUUACUCCCAGUUCCUCAGAGAGAUGAUCAUCCAGCCCGGUAUCGCCAAGGCCAACCUGGGUCUGUCCAGAGCCGACGUCACGCUGGAGGACCACCCGCUGAACCCGAACCCGGACAGCCGCUGGAACACGUACUUCAAGGAUAACGAGAUUCUGCUGCAGAUCGACAAGGAUGUGAGGCGGCUGUACCCGGACAUGGCAUUCUUCCAGCGGCCCACCGACUAUCCGUGCCAGCUGAUCCUGGACCCGCAGAACGACUACGAGACGCUGCGGCGCCGCGUGGAGCAAACCACGCUGAAGGCCCAAACCGUGAACCGGAACCGGAGCGGAGUCACCAACGUCAGCUCACCAGGAAAGUCUCUGAACCUGUACCCGUCCAAUGAGUACGAGGUUCUGCCCAGCGGCAGCGAGGCGCACUGGGAGGUGGUGGAGCGGAUCCUCUUCAUCUACGCCAAGCUGAACCCGGGCAUCGCUUACGUCCAGGGCAUGAACGAGAUCGUCGGGCCAAUCUACUACACCUUCGCCACCGACCCCAGCAGCUCCUGGAAAGAGCACGCCGAGGCCGACACCUUCUUCUGCUUCACCAACCUGAUGUCAGAGAACCGCGACAACUUCAUCAAGAGUCUGGACGACUCUCAGUGCGGCAUCACCUGCAGGAUGGAGAGCGUCUACGCCAUGCUGCGCGACAAGGACCAUGAGCUCUUCCUCAAACUGGAGGAGCAGAACAUCAAGCCUCAGUACUUCACCUUCCGCUGGCUCACCCUGCUGCUGUCCCAGGAGUUCCUGCUGCCGGACGUCAUCCGGAUCUGGGACUCCCUGUUCUCCGACCGGGACCGCUUCCACUUCCUGCUGCUGGUCUGCUGCGCCAUGCUCAUACUGAUCCGGGACAGCUUGCUGUCCGGAGACUUCACCACCAACAUGAGGCUGCUGCAGGAUUAUCCGAUCUCAGACGUCCACCUCAUCCUGACCAGGGCCAAAGAGCUGCAGGAGAACUGCUAACCUGGACGAAGGUAGGAGGUCAGACUGAGAGCCAGGUCAAAGGUCAAACCUGCUUCAUCAUCCGUCAUGGCAACAAUCCUCUUCUUCCCUACGAACUGAUCAGAAAAUAUCGUUUUAUUGAUCAUCUGGAGGAGGAGGAGCCAAAACGAUUCAACACUACAGAGCCGGUUGCCAUGACGACUGCUGGAGGAGAGUCCAGCGAAUAUCGCAGAUCUUCUGAGGCGUUGCUUCGUUUUUCUAAUGUCAGAAACUUUUGGGCCUUUAUGGAGCAGGAAGUGACCAGGUCCAUUUCCUGUCAGUGUUUAACUUCUCUACAGGAGAACAUUCGGUUCUGUUUCUGCUUCUCCGGGACGGAUUCAGUAGAACCGGUUCUUCAGCUCAACAGAACCUCCAGGAUUUCUGGUCAGAGACUUUCUGAAGGUCCAGAACCAGCAGCAGGUACCAGAUACUCAGAACCAGAGUUUGGACUUCACUAUGAGACCAGAUGGACCGCCAUGCUGCAUGUUUUUCACCUUUAGCCCAUGGUUCUGGGUCCAGUUCUGGUUCGGUUCUGGAUCUGGUUUUUGGUUCCGGGUACAGACUAAUAUCUGGUGAAGUUCUGUCUGGUAUGAAUCGUCUCUGGAGCCUUUACAGUUUUUCUGCUGGUGCUCAGAGAACAGAUUUCAGUUCAAACCCAAGUAAACAGGAAACCUCUGGUCAGUAUUGUGCAAAGGUUUUAAACCACCCACUUCCUGUGAUCCAGAUGUUCCUGAGAUCUUUUACUGGUUUGAAUCAACGGUUCUCCAGAAUUCCUGAUGGUCUCAGUCCAGAUUUUACACCUUAGACAUGUCAGACCUUGAAGAAUCGAUUCUCCAGUGAAGUUUGGUGACUGACGGGUGAAAAUGUGCUGCAAAUGCCAAAAACCUGAAUGCAAACCAAAAUGGCUGCAGUCACAGGAAACAGUAGGCUGUCUGUUGCCUUCCACUCAAUUCUCAACUCUCUUCACUGCUGAGUCUGGGAUUCCUCCCAUUGAUUUGGAUUUCUCCAGAAAAAAUUCAGGCCAAUCAGUGAACAGAAGAAGUUCUGAACAAAAAUGUUGAUUUUCUAAUCUGCUUUAGAGUCAUAGUCCAUCUGUAGUUUCUGCGACGGCAGCAGAGGAAGUGAAGGAAGCCGGUCAGUUCAUGGUCAGAACCGACUUACAGAUGUUGAAUUAUUAACAGCCUCGUUCAGAUCGGCUCUUCCCUCUUCCCAGUGGAGGAUGAUUGUUUACAGGGCAGAACAUUUCUGGUAAACUUCAUAUCAUUGAACUGAUGCAUUACGUACGUCACAGCCAAACAUGAGUGAUUGUGUAAAUUUUCAAAUGUCAACAGAGGAAACAGGAAGUGAUCUGUUCUAAAGAGUCCAGAUCAUCUGGAGGAAGCAAAGCAUAGAAACAAAAGGCAGGUUAAAUUUCAUAAGGAAACGAACCAAAAUGGAAAACGCUGCAAACUUGUUUCAUCAAACAGAAGUCCUCCAGACCACAAGGGGGAGCCGACUAGAAGAAAGCUGGAGGAAGAAAGAGAGGGUGUGUUUCACUUCACGACUUUUUCAGAGUAUAUUACAUUAUUAUAUAACCACAGCGUAUCAACAUGUUUAUAUUACCAACUCCAGACUCCCCCUGCUGGCGAGGAGGACUUCUGUUUAGUGAGUUAGGUUGCAGCUUUUGCUCUUUUUUACAAUUUGCAGCAUUUUCUGUGGGAGUAAGAGGUUUGUUGAUUGAUUUAUUUUUGUCUUUGCAGGUUUUUUCUGUUGCAUUUUAUGUUUGUGUUUUUGAGCCUAAAUCAUUUAUUAGUUUGUAGCACAUUAGCAUCAUGAGGUCACAUCUAGAAUCUCCUUCAGUCCCGAUCAAGACUUUCUCUAGGGGAUAAACUCUCUGGUCUCUGAUGUCUACCACAUGUUGAGUUGGUUUUACCUGAACAAAUUGUUAUGGUGCUAACUACCGUUAGCCAUGCUAGCUGCUAACAAGGAGUCUCUGUGUAUUUACACAGUGAAGAAACAUUUUAAUCAUGUUUGCUCAUUGGGUUGACGCUACGCUGACAUCAUGCUUUAAGUUUAUAUGAUUUUUCUGGAUUAUUUGAGUCUGAGUUAAAAAAGUUCUCUGGAAAUGAGUGAAGAAACACAAAAACUGGAGAACUUGUUGAUCCAAACCACUUUGAACGAUUUAUAGGAACAAUCUGGAAGUUAUGAGGGUUUGGUUUUAGAUUGGGCAUUAAGAAUAAAACCUUGGGCUCUUAUGUUGAUCAUCUCAUUAAGAACUGAGUGUUUAUAAACAUUUCUUUAAAAUCCAGGAUAUAAAUCUGAUUUUUUCUCCCUCCUAAACAAAAACAAAACAACAAAACCUUUUUUUUUCUUGCCAAAUGAGCCAAAAGUGUUUUUAUCUUCCAAACCAUGAAGUCACUGUUUAUUAUUUAGAAAGCGCCACAGUAAAGGUUUUACUGCUUUUAUGACACUAAAUGCAUCAUCAGACAUUUAUCUACUGAAGGAGGAUCUUUAAGCUCUUUACAUGCGAUGCAUCAUAACGGCGUAUUACAGGAACAUUUCUGAGCCCAACUGUACAAAAUUCUGGGUAUUUUCCAGUUUCUGCUGCAAACAGUUUCUCUGAAAGGAUCCUGUGGAUUAAAGUGCAAUCUAAAACUGAGCCACUAGAUGGCUCCACUUGGGCAGAAUGUAUAAACUCCAUCAUCUGAACCUCAUCUGGUUUGGUUUGAUGCUCAGAUACCAGAAAGAACAACGACAUCCCGACCGAACUGGAUCAGGAUGAAAACUGAUUAAUCAUGUUGAGAAAAUCUCUAAAUUAAUGUUGGCUUAUAUUGACUGAACAUCUGAGGUUAUUAGAGCCCUUUGGAACAAAACAAAUGAAGUUUACUUACAUGGAAACCAGAGUCGGUUCUGGUUCUGUCGUCCAGCUUUGAUCCAAACACCAAAGACUCAGAAUUUGCUGGUUUCUGGUCCCGUUUUCAGGAUCUGCUGCUGGUUUUUGGGAGAAAUUUGAAGCUUUUGUCAUUUUUCCCUCCUGAUGAUCAAACCUUUCAGGAAAAGUUUCUGUAACGUUGUUGAGUUUAAAUCACCAACAGAUGAAGUUACAAAGCUCCACAUUCAGACCAAAACAAACUGAAAGUGUCUAAAGUGCACAAAGGUUUUUACUUUGAGGGAUUGUUACCAACAACGUCCUCAUCAGUUUAAUGUCUAUUUAUUUCUCCUGAUGCUUUUCUGUUGGAUUGUUGAAUAAAACUUGUCUUUUUGUUA